UUAAUGAACAACGUUGGCAGCCUGUGUUUAUUUUGAUUUUUUUUCUUCGUUAAACUCGUGAUUUUCCAAAAUUGCAUCAUUUUAAUGUGAUUUGAAUGAUUUAUUUUUAAAACAAUUUCGAUUCGAACUGGAAAAAUGGAUCCAAAUCCAUUUGAUGGCAAUCCAUCAUCAUCAUCAGCGUUUAGGAUUUUCGAUAAUUUAAAACCCAAUCAAAUAGAAUCACCAUUUUUGAAUCGAUCGUUGCAAUUACCCGAUCAAUUUGCCUCUGAAUUUAUCGUUCCCGAAGGUACGGCUCGUAAUCGUGGCCGUUUUGAAUUGGCAUUCUCACAGAUUGGUGGUGCCGUUAUGGUUGGUUCAGGUGUUGGCGGUGCUGUUGGCACCUAUAAAGGAUUGAAAGAAGUGUCACAAUUGGAGGCAUUUUUAUCGGUGAAACGAACACAAUUGCUCAAUUAUAUCACACGUAAUGGUGCCAGAAUGGCCAAUACAUUCGGAACAAUUGCUCUCACAUAUUCGGCCAUUGGUGUGGCACUUAGUUUUGUUCAAGAAGAUAAUGAUGAUAUCAAUACAAUGGCAUCAGCAGUGACAACUGGUGCAUUAUAUGGUGCAUUGACUAAACCGAAAACCAUUACCGAUACUGCCAAUAUUUCGUCGAAAUUGAUGUGGAAAAUGCGAGCAAAACGUUCCGGUAUCGGAUCAUUGAUCGGAAUACUAGCUGCCGGUGGUUAUAUUCUAUUGUUUAACCGUGAAAAAUAUUUGGCCAACAAUCGUUAUUAAAUUUUGUGAUUUUCGAUUUUUUCAAAUUCAAAAUAAAAUUCGUCGAUUUUGUUUUAUUCGUAA
Messenger RNA from Dermatophagoides farinae (American house dust mite), 837 nucleotides. Its product is annotated as mitochondrial import inner membrane translocase subunit Tim23B-like. NCBI's taxonomy places the organism in Eukaryota, Metazoa, Arthropoda, Arachnida, Sarcoptiformes, Pyroglyphidae. Gene Ontology annotation, biological process: protein import into mitochondrial matrix. The record is from RefSeq and is a predicted model, not a curated record. Gene Ontology annotation, molecular function: transmembrane protein transporter activity. Gene Ontology annotation, cellular component: TIM23 mitochondrial import inner membrane translocase complex.